AUGCUUUUUUUAGUCGGCGCCGUAACAAGUUUCUCUUGCGAACAUCAGUACUUCGCCAACCUAACUUUGCACCAAGCUGGGGACGAGGAAGACUGGAGAUGCAUCACCGGACCCGAUACGACCUGGACCAAACUCGACAAGGAGUGUCCUGAUUGCAGAAACAAGGUGCCUCCCACGGAUCCAGUCAUCCUUUCUCGUCCAAUAAGUCCUUUGCUUGCUGCACCAGAAGAUCUCGAAGACAGACGAGGCGCCCUCACAGAGUUUCGUUGCGGACACCACAAAGUUUCCUCAUCAGAUGACAAGGAGUGCAUCGUUCUCGGAGUCGACAAGCUCGGAUUCUUGUUGAUUCGGUCGAAAAAACGUUGCCCCCGGUGCAUCGCAAACGGAAUCCAAGACAACUCCUCAGACGACCAGACCAGCUCCGCAAGCCAACCAGACGAAGCUUCAUACGUUCCACUCGAUGGAUCCGACUUGGAAAUUGCCGACAACAUGGACAUGGGAACUUUGACCAGACAGACAAGACAAAGAGAGGCUCUCGCCACAUUCGAUCAUCCCCCCACCCCCUCAAGAAGAGACAGCAAAAGGGAGAAGGCCAAGAAAAUCGGCAAGUCGCUCUGGGGAUCAAUCAAGAAGAAGUUUUAA
Molecule: messenger RNA, 642 nt
Organism: Botrytis deweyae
Lineage: Eukaryota; Fungi; Ascomycota; Leotiomycetes; Helotiales; Sclerotiniaceae
Exons: 1
Coding region: 1-642 (213 amino acids)
Source: RefSeq, a predicted model, not a curated record